Nicotiana tabacum (common tobacco) is the source of this 1614-nucleotide messenger RNA. NCBI's taxonomy places the organism in Eukaryota, Viridiplantae, Streptophyta, Magnoliopsida, Solanales, Solanaceae. The record is from RefSeq and is a predicted model, not a curated record.
AUGUCUGCAGACGAAUAUAUUCUUGUCGAUUUUUACCAUGGUGGACAUAUUAUCAAGGAUCCUGUCCCGAGAUAUGUAGGAGAAAGGGGUGAGGAUGGUCACAUGAUAGACAAGGACCACUUUUCUCUUUUUGAGCUUCUGUCCUACACAAAGGAUAUGGGUUAUGCUGAGCAUGUAGUUAAUGAGCCUGUGUUGCUUGAUGAGACUGUCCCAUAUGGCCUUUUAUGUGGGCCAGAAGUUGUUGAACCAAGUGAAAAUACAUUAAAUAAAGAGGCUAGGGCAACAUCUACUGUUCCAGAGGAUAUAGAAGUCCAAGAAAGUACUACAUAUAACACAUCUAUGCCUGAAAAAAAUCUAGCUGAUGUUGGGGUUACAGGUGAGAAUUUACAAGGGGUUGAAGAAACAACAAACAUAGAUGCUAAUUUGGCAUCAGAUCUGUCAAGUAGUGAGUCUGAAUUAGAUAACAUUCCUGAUGAAGAUGAUAGUGAUGUGAAUGAAGAGCUCACUUCAUUAAGACCAUCUAAGAAGGACAGGUUUGCUGGAAAAUUAGGAGGGGAUGAAGACUACUACACCAGUUCUGAUAUUGGAAGUGAUGAUAACACAGAUGAGUUAGAUGUUUUAGCUGAAAGGGGUAUUGGCUUACCUCUUAGAAGGAGAAGUAAAAAGGUAAGGUUUGACCCUGACUGUUACCUUGCUAUUUUUGAGCUUGGUAUGGUAUUUGAAAAUGCUAUAGAUUUUAGAAAAGCAGUAGCCUCAUAUGCUGUGGAGAACAAAGUGCAACUAACAAUUAGGCCUAAUGAAAAGGAUAAGGUUAGAGUUAAGUGUAAAGGAGCCCAGUGUAUCUGGGAAUUGUAUGCAAGCAAUUAUGGAGAUUCAUGUGACUUUACUGUGAACAAGUACCAUCCAGCUCAUAAGUGCAACACCAAAAAUAAGAACGAAUUAUGUACUUCUAAGUACAUUGCCAAUAAGUAUAAAGAUAGGAUUAUUUUCCACCCAAAUAUUAAGUUGUGGGAGACUCAGGAUUUGGUGAGGGAUAAGUUAGGUUUGUAUGUUGGAAGGACUAUUUGUUACAGGGCUAAGUGUAGGGUGAUAAGUCAAUUCAUGGGUGACUGGAGGAUGGAACUUAACAGACUUGCUGAUUAUGCUGAUAUUAUUAAGCAAACAAAUCCUGGGAGUUCAUGCUGGAUCAGAAGAGAUAGUGAGACCAUUCCUAGCAAGGAUCUGUUUGUCUAUUUCUAUCUAUGUUUAGAUGCUUUGAAAAAAGGAUGGUUAGAAGGGUGCAGAAGGAUUAUAGGAUUUGAUGGUUGUUUUCUAAAGGGAAUCUGCAAGGAUUUACAAUUGGGAUAUGAUGUUGGCUUAAUUGUUAUGUCAGAUAUGCAAAAGGGACUAGUACCAACUAUAAGGGAAUUACUACCAAUGGUAGAACACGGAAUGUGUGCUAGACACAUUUGGUCUAACUGGUCCAAGAACUGGAGAGGUGAAGAAAGGAGGAAACAAUUCUGGAGAUAUGCCAAAGCAUCUUAUGAAGUAAAAUUCAAGGAAGAACUGGAAGCAAUGAAUAAUCUUGGUUAUAAGAUAUGUGAAGACUUGUUGAAGUAUGAUAAAGAGUAUUGA